Molecule: messenger RNA, 360 nt
Organism: Staurois parvus
Lineage: Eukaryota; Metazoa; Chordata; Amphibia; Anura; Ranidae
Source: the annotation of a GenBank genome assembly
CCGGCUCCUCCCCUUCAGCCUUGGCAGGUGUCCCGGCUCCUCCCCGAGCUUUGCGCAGGUGUCCCGGCUCCUCCCCUUCAGCCUUGCGCAGGUGUCCCGGGCUCCUCCCCUCCAGUCUUGCGCAGGUGUCCCGACUCCUCCCCUUCAGCCUUGCGCAGGUGUCCCGGCUCCUCCCCUUCAGCCUUGCGCAGGUGUACCGGCUCCUCCCCUCCAGUUUUGCACAGGUGUACCGCUCCUCCCCUUCAGUCUUGCGCAGGUGUAGCGGCUCCUCCCCUUCAGUCUUUGCGCAGGUGUACCGGCUCCUCCCCUUCAGUCUUGCGCAGGUGUACCGGCUCCUCCCCUUCAGUCUUGCGCAGGUGU